Messenger RNA from Rana temporaria (common frog), 2031 nucleotides. It is a transcript of the gene TMEM116, whose product is annotated as transmembrane protein 116. Gene Ontology annotation, biological process: adenylate cyclase-activating G protein-coupled receptor signaling pathway. Gene Ontology annotation, cellular component: plasma membrane. The record is from RefSeq and is a predicted model, not a curated record. Bases 117 to 1205 code for a protein of 362 amino acids. Gene Ontology annotation, molecular function: G protein-coupled receptor activity. The transcript is spliced from 11 exons. NCBI's taxonomy places the organism in Eukaryota, Metazoa, Chordata, Amphibia, Anura, Ranidae.
CCUCCUCUGUACGGACUGAUGGCACAACCUCCGUGCAGGAACUGUCACAUCUCAUCUCCCCCAGGAUGGGUGACAUCUCCUGCUGCACUCUAUAGAGGAGAACUCACCCAACACCCAUGGAUUAUACUAUGGAAGACAACACCUCCCUGUGGAUCAAUGCUACCCUAGCAGAACACAUCCAUGGGGUGUAUUUUACAAUCAAAUGGAUCCAAGUGAUUACAGCUACACUAAGUAUUUUAGGUCCUGGCUCAAUAAUUGGUUAUGCAGUCUUUCAGAAUGUAGUAAAAUCUGCAGAGGUUCGGCCUCUCUUCUACCUUAGUCUUUCUGAUUUGCUCCUUGCAGCGUGUUGGCUCAUCGGAGCCGUUCUAUAUAGGAGAUCAUGUCAGCACGAUGUUGCAUGCUAUAACCUGCAGGCAGUGGGUCAGAUGUUCUAUAUAUCCACCUUUUUCCACACCUUAAACUAUACUUGGCAAAACUUCAGUAUCAUGAGAAGAAGGCUGGACAGUGAGUUAUAUAAGAUGUCAGAAAAAAAGUGCUGUUUUGGAAGAAUAACAACAGUUCUAUCCAGUGCUGUUCCUUUCUUGUUCACUCUGCCCACCCUGAGCAUUGGGAAUAGUCAUCAUUGCUACGAGAACAGCAGUCACAGCUGCUUGGUGUUGAAUGUUGGAUCCCAGAUAACAACAGACCCAGAGAGAUAUACUGACACUGUCUGUAAUGGCUUACACUUGUAUAGCACGGGUGUCUACCUGGCUACCUUCUGCCUUACAGUCAUCCCCAUACUGGUGAUCGCAGCAUGUUCGCAGACUGUUGUCCAAAGGCAUCUUGCAACAACAGCAGGCUUCAUCCAAGACCAACAGUGGGCAGUGAUUAAAGUAAUGAGCUGGCGCCUUCUGAUCUUCCCUGCCAUCUUCUUUCUCUGUUGCUUGCCAGCUGUUAUCCUAACUGUUUUAAAGCUGGCUGACUACAAAGGAACAAAUGCAUUAUAUAUAUUUCUUUAUUGCAUUCAGGCCAUUACAGCAGUCUCUCCCGGAUUUAUUAACUGCUUGGCAUACGGAUGGACGCAACACGUGCUACGGAGCUUAAAACAAAAAGGCUGUCGGGAUGUGGACACACAGACUCCUCUCCUGCGCUCACAGAAAAAACUGUAUGCCAGCAUGCACACCUCUUCCACUGACUUCAGACCAAACACAGUAUCAGCACUGUGAGGACUACAUUAGGCAAUGCUGAACAAUUAUAAUGGCGGCCUCUAACCUGUCCAUAAGGAUUUAAUGGGUUUCUGCCAUACUUGACAGACUUGAAAAGUGAACUGCACAGAAGCUAUAAGGAGAUAUCAGAAUGCCUAUUUGAAUAUACAUGCAAUCAUAAUCAUCACUGGGGACAUGGUCAUGGUCUGCUUAUAGAACAUUGUAGGCUUUCUUCCUUGUUUUAGUAUUCUGAAAGUUGUCAGCAAUUUGUUGAACAUGCGGGACAAUGAGUGUUGGUUGCCCAGCAGUGCAUUUUGGCCUUUCUUUAAUAGCUGAUGUCAAAGCAAUGAUGUGAUAUAAAACAUAACAACCAAUCAAAAAUCAGCUGUGAACAUUACACUUAACCUGGUAAAACUAGUAACUGAGUGGCUGUUAAAGGUUUCUAUAAUUUAUAUUUUCUGUAUAUAAUAGCACAUUUUUGUUAAUACAUAAGGGUAGUCAUAUGCAUGCUGUAUGUGACUAUAACAUUUAAUAUUUAUUUUUAUUACAGCCCUAGGAAACCUGUUCUGUGGCACAUUGCAUUUUAGACAUUAGGUCUUGGCACUGUCUACAGCAGUAACAUGUGUUACCUAUGUCCGACUCUGGUCUAAAAAACCUGAGCAUGCCAAUAUAAUUCUAUUGCACUUUUCUGCAUAUUAUAAUAGACUGAAACCUAAACUAAAUGAAGUGAGGCUGCUCUGCACUAUGACACCAUUGGAUUCCUUAUUUAGCAAUGUACAGUGGGGAAAAUAAUUAUUUGAUCCCCUGCAGAUUUUGUAAGUUUGCCUCACUGACAAAGAAAUGAAGG